UUGGUAUCUACUAAAUUACUGGCAAACAGCAUCAUAGAAUAGCUGUGUUGGAAAGUGAACAGCUGUUGCCGUGUUAGAGCGAGAACAAAAUGGCUGCCCUUCAGCUCUAGUCGUCUAACUCCACCUGACCGGCGCCAAGUGUUUGCCUAGAGCUUCUCUCAAUUAUGUUGAAUAAGUGCAACAUGAAAUGGGGCGUGCAGAGCCAGAAAGCACGGAUCUGGUUGGAGCAAUAGCGAGCUACUCACUUUGAUAGAUUGAACAGAAUUACAGGGCAGUACCGCUUUUUUAUUAAGCCACAGAAGGGAAAGGCCGACAGUAAGAAUUUAGGUCUUGCUAUUAGUAUUGAUCUCUCUUUCUCAUUUGUCUCUGUCGUUCUCUUCUCACCAGGUUCUCCGUCAGUGAGAGGGCGUGAGGGAAGGAGUGCCCCGCAUCCAAGCGCCCGCUGACCCGCACUCCCCCCACCACCCCUUGUUCCGUCCACAGCAUGGCUCUCUCUCUCUGGAUCCUUUUUACGUGCACCAUCGCCCUGAGCAACGUCAGCCCCUCUGCCCAGGCAUUAAGUCGCUCUGCAAUGCCAUUUGGUCUGAUGCGGAGGGAGUUGGCAUGCGAGGGUUACCCCAUCGAGCUCCGCUGCCCCGGCAGUGAUGUCAUCAUGAUCGAGACAGCCAACUACGGCCGCACGGAUGACAAGAUCUGUGAUGCUGACCCCUUUCAGAUGGAAAACGUACAGUGCUACCUGCCAGACGCCUUCAAAAUCAUGUCACAAAGGUGUAAUAAUCGCACUCAAUGUGUGGUGGUGGCUGGGUCUGAUGUUUUUCCUGACCCCUGUCCAGGAACCUACAAGUACCUGGAGAUCCAGUAUGAAUGUGUGCCAUACAAAGUGGACCAAAAAGUCUUUGUAUGUCCUGGGACUCUAUUAAGGGUGCAGGCAGCAAGUUUGCUGCAGGAGGCGGAGCAUCAGUCGGGGGCAUGGUGUAAGGAUCCCCUGCAGUCUGGUGACCGUCUUUACGUCAUGCCCUGGACUCCGUACCGCACGGAUAUGCUGUACGAGUAUGCUUCAUGGGAAGACUUCAAGCAGAAUCGAGCCACGACUACUUACAAGCUGCCAAAUCGUGUGGAUGGAACAGGGUUUGUCGUGUAUGAUGGUGCUGUUUUUUACAACAAGGAACGCACACGCAACAUUGUUAAAUAUGAUUUGCGCACACGUAUAAAGAGUGGAGAAGCCAUAGUCAAUAAUGCCAACUAUCAUGACACCUCACCAUACCGCUGGGGUGGCAAGUCCGAUAUUGACCUUGCAGUAGAUGAAAACGGUUUAUGGGUCAUCUAUGCUACCGAGGCCAACAAUGGACGACUGGUGGUCAGCCAGGUUAACCCCUACACCCUGCGCUUCGAGGGAACCUGGGAGACUAGCUUUGAUAAGCGACUGGCAUCCAAUGCUUUCAUGGCGUGUGGUGUUCUAUACGCUGUCCGCUCUGUUUAUCAAGACGACGACAGCGAAGCGGCUGGAGAUCUCAUGCUGUAUGCGUACAACACCAACCGAGCACGGGAAGAGCCCGUCCACAUCCCCUUCCCCAACCCCUACCAGUAUGUGUCCUCUGUGGAUUACAACCCACGAGACAAUCAACUUUAUGUCUGGAAUAACUACAAUGUGCUGCGCUAUCCCCUGGAGUUUGGCCCACCGGAUCCCACUGCUGGUCCACUCGUCACCACUCAGAUGAGCAGCAGCACAACCACCGCAGCAAGACCUGUAUCUUCCAGCUCUAUCCCCUCAACCAUGCGACCUCUGCCGCCAACUGCUCACCCGAUAGGGGCCAUCAACAAGGCACCGGAUCUGCGACCUAUCACUGCCACUGUGCCGGUGACUCGUAGACCCCUGCGAGUCCCACCACAGGGCCCUGAGCUCCAAGUGUGUGAAGCCAGAGUAGCCCGAGGGGUGCAAUGGCCUGCCACCCAGAGGGGGGAGACUGUAGACAGGCCAUGCCCUAAAGGAUCACUGGGCAUCGCAUCCUUUCAGUGUCUGUCCUCUCCUGUGCUGUGGAAUCCUCGCGGCCCUGAUCUAAGUAACUGCACCUCGCCGUGGGUCAACCAGGUGGCCCAGAAGAUAAAAAGCGGAGAGAAUGCUGCAAACAUCGCCGCUGAGCUGGUGAACCACACGCAGGGCCGCAUUUAUGCCGGUGAUGUCAGUUCCUCUGUCAGACUCAUCGAGCAGCUAUUGGAUAUAUUAGACGCACAGCUGCAAGCACUCAGACCCGGGAAUAAGGAAUCGGCAGCCAGGAACUACAAUAAGUGGCAGAAGAGAGAGAGGACCUGCCGGGCUUAUGUUCAGGCAGUUGUGCAGACUGUGGAUAAUCUUUUGCAUGCCGAGGCUUUAGAGUCAUGGCAGGACAUGAACAGUACGGAGCAGGCCCACACAGCCACCAUGCUACUGGACGUCAUGGAGAAAGGAGCCUUCCUGUUGGCCAAUAACAUGUACAAUAAUCACUUCUCAGACCACGCUGCCAAUGUCGAUCUAGAGGUGCGUGUGUUGAACACAGAGACAGAGUCUCAGGAUUUGUCGUUCCCACAGAACGGUCCCAGUGACAGCAGCAUCCAGCUCUCGGCUUCCACCUUCAAACAAUACAGCCGCAACGGCCAGGUAAAAGUGGUCUUUGUGCUCUAUAAGAAUCUGGGUUCAUUCCUGUCCACUGAAAAUGCAUCCGUGAAGAUGGAAAUGGAGGCUGGACCUGGUGGGCGGGGCUUGGCAGUGAAUUCACACGUCAUCGCAGCAUCGAUCAAUAAAGAGUCCAGUCGAGUGUUUCUGACCGAGCCUGUAGUGUUCACACUUAGACAUUUACAGCUGGAGAAUCAUUUCAGCCCAAACUGUUCAUUCUGGAACUACUCUGAGCGUUCAAUGACGGGCCAGUGGUCAUCUCAAGGCUGCAGGCUGAUGGAAACCAACAGCACACACACAACAUGUUCCUGUAGCCAUCUAACCAACUUUGCCGUGCUCAUGGUACACCACGAACCCGAUUAUCCAGGCAGGAUGCACGAGCUGAUCCUCUUUGUGAUCACAUGGGUGGGUAUUGUCAUUUCGCUGGUGUGUCUCGCCAUCUGCAUCUCCACCUUCUGCUUCCUGCGAGGCCUGCAGACCGACCGCAACACCAUCCACAAGAACCUCUGCAUCAACCUCUUCAUCGCCGAGCUCCUCUUCCUCAUCGGUAUCGACAAGACACAGUACCACAUUGCAUGCCCCAUUUUUGCGGGCCUGCUGCAUUUCUUCUUCCUGGCUGCAUUCUCCUGGAUGUGUCUGGAGGGAAUCCAGCUGUACCUGAUGCUGGUGGAGGUCUUUGAGAGCGAAUACUCCCGAAAGAAAUACUACUACCUGUGUGGCUACUGCUUUCCCGCCCUGGUGGUGGGCAUCUCAGCAGCCAUUGAUUACCGCAGCUAUGGGACUAAGAAAGCGUGCUGGUUGAGGGUGGAUAACUACUUCAUCUGGAGUUUUAUCGGCCCCGUGUCCUUCAUUAUCAUGUUAAACCUGGUGUUCCUCAUGAUAACACUCCACAAGAUGGUCCGUAACUCAUCCGCUCUCAAACCCGACUCCAGUCGCCUGGACAACAUCAAGUCCUGGGCUCUGGGGGCUAUCGCACUGCUCUUCCUCUUGGGUCUGACCUGGGCCUUCGGCCUCCUCUUCAUCAAUGAGAACACAGUCAUCAUGGCAUAUCUUUUCACCACCUUUAAUGCCUUCCAGGGCAUGUUCAUCUUCAUCUUCCACUGUGCUCUGCAGAAAAAGGUGCAUAAGGAGUACAGCAAGUGCCUCCGUCAUUCUUACUGCUGCAGUCGCACCUCCACUACGAGCUCUCAUGGAUCGCUGAAGAAUUCUGCCCUCCGUGCCAACAACCGCUACUACACCGGCAGCCAGGCACGUCAUGCAGCGGUACACAGACAGAGCCGAAUUCGUCGUAUGUGGAAUGACACGGUGCGAAAGCAGACAGAGUCAUCCUUCAUGGCAGGAGACAUCAACAGCACUCCCACUCUCAACCGUGGUACAAUGGGGAACCAUCUUCUGACGAACCCCGUGCUGCAAACCCGUACAGGAACCUCUCCUUAUAACACGCUGCUGGCUGAGACGUUUACCCCACCCUCACCUGGAGUCUUCAACUCUACUGGAACUUUCCGUGACCCAAAGAGCACACUGUCUAAGAACCGAGAUCAUGGAGGCAUGGAGACGCUACCUCUGAAUGGAAACUUCAACAACAGCUAUUCUCUGCAUAGUGUUGGAGGUUCGGGAGCUCCCAGGGGCAGCUGUGACUUCCUGGGAGGGGGAAGUGGAGAUAGCCCCCCUCCCCUACUCAAUCCCCGUGGUUCAGAAACUCUUGGUGACAUACGGAGAAACCUCUCGGACGCAGCAGCGUUCGAGAAGAUGAUCAUAUCUGAACUUGUGCACAAUAAUCUCCGAGGCAGUGGAGGGGCUGGGGGCGGUGACAGAACAUGUGGUAGCCUGGUCAGAGGGCACGGGCACAUGGGAAUAGGGCGGGGAAGAGGCGGGGCAGAGCCGGCGAUAGGCAUGGAGGAUGACAAAGACUUUCGUUCGAGAGAAGCACGUCAGCGCACGCCACAAGACGUGGAACUGCUGUACAAGGCUCUGGAGGAGCCCCUGCUUCUGCAGCGUGCCCAGUCCGUGCUCUACCAGAGCGACCCAGAGGAGUCCGAAAGCUACACAGCCGACCUGACCGAGAGUUUGGGCCACAGUGGUCACAGCGGCCAAAGUGCAGCAGGCCAGGGCCACAACGGAGCCCCCGAUUCGCCUGCGCGGGAGUCCCUCUACACCAGCAUCACCAACCUGCGAGAUUCACCCUACCCCGACAGCAGCCCAGAGCCACUAGAGGUGGUUCCACGUUCGGCCCAGCCUCCGGAGGAGCUGUACUACAGCUCAGGUCGGCCAGCCAUAGGCUCCCGCGGAGCCCCCAUGCAGACCUUCUACCAGGCUCCACCUAGGAGACCGAGCACUGAAGCCCACCCCACGCCUGAGCCUCCUCACAGUGAGGGAGAUGGACAGAUGCAGUUGGUCACAAGCCUGUGACCAUGAGUAAGAGGUGGAGGAGGAAGAGCGCCACAGGGUCUGAUGCAAAGUGCAGAUGGCGAUGAUGGACUCCUCUCUUGUCUCUGACGCCCUCCUUAUGUCUGGUUGCCUUUUUGCUCUUUUUAUUAGUUUUGAAGUAAGAGGUAAGGAAAGCCUAAACAGGGAGAGCGACAGAGAGGUUUGUCUCCAUGGCAGCAGGCUCUCUGAAGUGCUAUGUAACCGCUGCCCUCUCAUCAGCAUCAUUUUCUCCUCCCAUCUCACACACACACACACACACACACAUAGAGAAACAGCGAGUCCAACUAUCUGCCUUUUCUCAAUGGACGUCUCUGCCUUCAGCUCUCUCUGCUCCAAAAAUAUUGUCAAACAUCACGCUGGGCUUCUAUUUCUGUGUUUUAUUUCAAGUCAUAUCUUUAAAAUGUUGCAUUUGCGAAACUCCUUACCUUCACUUUCCUUUCUCUGUCUUUCUCUAUCAUUAUUUGAUGAGAGCGGUUACAUGAGGAAAUGGGGAUAUGCCAUUAUACUGCAAGUGACAAAAAUCUCUCUGAAAGCUCUUCAGUGUUGCCAAAAAUAACUGUUUUUGAGCCAGGACACAAACUGGAAUCUACUCACACACACUCUCACAGAAGUGCUUGUUACUGAACAUCAAGAGUGUGAACAUAUGCUCAUGAAAAAGGAAAACAAGGACUAUUGUUCAGACACAGGUAGUGGGAAGCUGCCUCAGUGGAGUUGCCUUUAUUUCUCUCUCUAAACUGACUCUUCUGUAACAACCACAGAGACUGGGAACGGGGCGGACAUUAGGACACAACCCAUCAUCAGCUGGGUCGUUUGAAGCCUCGGCCAUGGGACCUCUCAUGAAUGAAACUCUGUAGGGUUUCAUCUCAGAUCCACAGAUGGGGGGUGGAUUAAGGACUGAACCUGCUCUCCGAAUCACUGAUGGAUGUUGUAGGUGGACGUGCUGUAUCACCUGUGUUAUUGUGGCUAGAAGAAUUUUUUUGCUACUGCUCCAGCCAUUCUUAGAGUCCGACCUCUGUACAUAAGAACCACACAAAGCGAAAGCAAGUCUUAUUCUACUCGUCACCUGUACAUAGAAGAACAAAAGCAACAAAAAAGUAUCAAAUACUAUGAAAAACAGUUCUUGUACUGCAGCAGAAAUCGAAAAUAAAGAUGUUUUGAAGUUUGUGACCUAAACACCAUGCCAGUCUCUCCCUCUCUCUUUCUUUCGCUCUCUCCGGCCCUCAUUCAGUCCUGCCCUGGAGCACCAUAGUGCCAGGAAAUUUAAUUGUCUGCCAAGAGACAGCGAGAGAGAGACAGAAAGAGAAGGAUUUUACAUACAAACAAGAUAAAUCCUGGCACAAUUUUUAUGUAAUAUAACCCAUUACAUUAGCUAUGUUUCCAUCCAAAUAUGCGAAUUUAACUUAUGCGCAAAAGUGGAAUAUCGCAUAAAACAUUUGCGAAUAAAGCACUAUUUCCAUCCAACGAGUCAAAGAGAAAAAAAUCCUCACUUCCUGAUAAACUGGCACUAAAUAUCUCUAAGAAAACUAGGAGAAGCCACUGAAUAUAAUAAUUUUCAUAUGUAAUUACAUUCGCUUCAGAGCGAGCAGACGUACUGUAACACGAUAAAUGCGGUCAUUGUUUUUAGAGGUGGAUGCCUGCUCUUUGGGAACGCAGUCAUGUAAGACAGUAAUUAUACAGAAAUACUUUGAUUACAGACUUUCCUCAGGCAUUUCAGAACGACCAAAACAACAAAUAGAUGCUGUGAACAAGAUCAGUCCACUGGUUAGUCAAGUUAUCCCGUUUCAUAGCGCAAAGUCACAUGACUUUUUCAAUUCACAUGACUUUUUCAAUUCACAUGGUGGAAUUUAUUCGGUAAAUGUGUUUCCAUCGAAGUUUAUGCACAUUGUUUCUUAUUGGAUAAAACGUUUAUCCUACUCAGUUGUGUGCAUAAGUUUUUAAUGUGCAUUUUUAGAAUUUCUGCGCAUCUUGGCAUUUCCAUCCAGUGUUUUUUUAUGCGAUAAUCCAAAAUGUGCAUAAAAAUAGGUGGAUGGAAACAUAGCUAUUGUUGGUAAUGUUUGACCUUCAACAUUCCCAGACAGGAAGUGCUUGACAUGAAUGAAAGGGGAAUACACUGUGCCUCAGUGGCGCACUGGUGCAUUGUGGGUUAAUUGACAGCAGCCAUAAUGUAGUGUUGGUUAUAUUUUAUCUGGAAGUUGUAAUAGAUAUCAGAUGACUAGAUGAAUAGAAUAUAUUUAGGUGAAAAAAAAAGAAAAAAAAAAAAAAACCUUGGGGGGCACAUUCAAAAAAAGUUUCAGUCACAAACCCUAGAUUGUAUUUGACUGUUUUUACAUACCAAUAACAGCUGUUAUUUCUGAACCCGGUGUGACAGUUGAUUUACAAUUUGUAUGUGUAUGUCUGAACGUUAACGUUUGGAUGCUUGCGAACCAGAGUACGUAUGUGUGUGAGUAUGGAUCUCAGAGGCUAUUUUUACUGGGUUAGAUGGACCCACAUUAGAAGAACAGGAAGCAGAGUAAAUCUAUAUCUAUAUAAGAGCUCAGUAUAAGCUUCCAUCUAAAAGACUUUGUUGAAGGUAUUUUAAAUGUUGAUUUUUAUUUAUUUAUUUAUUUAUUUUAUUUUUUGCCAGUCAGGUACAAUGGAAACUGAGGUUUAAAACAAAAACAAAACAGAAUUAGCAUUCAUUGAGAAACAGGAACAUCUGACCAAUGAGACACGGCCUCUGUGGUUUAGAAUCCCUAUAUGCAAAGAGCUGCAUAGCCUAUUGAACAAAAGAGAGGUAUUCAUGAGUGCUCCACCCCUCUGAAGUCUGCUCAAUCGUCAAGUCUUUCAUGUCUGAUGUUUUAUUUAUUAAUAUUUAUUUGUGUGUUUUGAUUAUUUAUGCACAUAUUCAUUUAUUCAAUGUAAUUUUCAUUCUGUAUACAGAGCAUAUGUGAAGGUGAAGAGAGUGUGCUAUAUUUCGAAAGAGCAUACUAGCAUACUACUCUUACUAUAGCUGCAGUAUAUACUAUGUAUUGUUUGCACAGUAUGCAGAUUUUCUGCCGAAUUGCCUAGUAAAUUUAACCAGAAUGAAUGGUAAACAAGGCUGAAUUUGGAAUGGUAUAGUACUCUUAAUAUUUCUGCCAUAAUAAGAAAUAUUAAUAGUAAAAAUAGAAUUCAGCCAGUAUAGAUUAUUUUGUCCCACAAUUCAAAGUGGUAUACUUUACCUUUUAUUUCCAAUGUGAUGGAUGAACGCAGUAAUAAGCUAGUAUGCCACUCCAAACAUAGCCACAGUAAGAAAGAGAGAGAGCAGGAGUGCGUAUCCAUGUUUAAUGUCAGAGGAAGAGGUGAUGUCCAAACUACACAAGUCUGCAGCUGCUUUAGAGAAGGUCUGCUGCUCCCACUGUCAAAUGUGGAGAACAAUGUGCAUCCUGAAUCAAUGUCCUAUCAUUGAAUGCAAGCACCAUCUGCACUCUCUCUUUCUCUAUCUCUCACUCCUGUAAGUCUUCUAACGGGACGUGUGUGCAAUCCAUUGCAUGGUAACUUGUACUGAUUGACACAGGGUCAGUAUGUUCGCCGGUGUGCUGCCCAGCAGGUGGUUAGUACACCCGGUCCUAUAUUAAGCCUGAGGCAUGUAUGAUCAGCUUUUCUUUAAAGCAAUGACCUAAACUCUUUUUUUUUUUUUACUUGCUUUUCUUGCAAAAAUGUUCCAUGUUGAUGAGUAGGACCAGCUUCAACUGGUCAGCGGGUUUGACCAUUUGAAUGUAUUGUCACACACCAUUGUUAACUGGCUUUUAGAGCUUAGGAGAUCUGCUCCUGACUCAUGGCCCUCUGCCCACCUGGCACCACAUUGCUGCUGUUUUUACCCCCUUAUACCCUGCUGCAGUGGCCCGUGGGAAAGGCUGUUUACCUGUCUCUCUCCAUCCCUGGAGAUGUCUGAUGUGCGUCAUGUUUUGUGCAUCUCUCCGUUUUCUGCCCUUGCUCAUUUUUAUUUCCCAUCUACCCUUCUCCCACGUUCCCCCUCCCGCACCACUCUCUCCUUUCCCACUUAGCUCACCAAAAUGUUUUUGCAUGGCUUUCCUAGCUGAGCAUUAAUGUGGGAAGAUUUGUUAUGUUAGUCAAAAGCUUUGUUUACAUGGGACUGAAUGGAUAAUAUAGUACAGUGUUGAAUAUGGUGAUAAUGACAGUGAUUAUGCACUGUAGUAAACUGCUAGACUAAAGCCUGCUCCGAGGGACUGCUACCACCUCCAAAAUUCUCAUACAACCCCUGAUUAUCAUAAUAAUACUAAAAGCUAUAAUCUAAAGGAGUCAACCCACCAUGCUCCUGCUCUCUGGGUUUCUCCCUUUGUCUUUCCCCACUCUCGCUCUUUGAGAGCACUUGUGUUUGGUGUUCUUUAGAUAUGAAAGGAGUCAGCCUGAGCCGCUCUCCAUAUCGGCCACGUUUUCAUGUCUUCACAUUCAAAUGGAGAGGCAAACAGUACAUGAGUAGACAUCGGAUGACUAGGCCCAGACGGAAUCUGCUGCUUUUUUCCCUUUUUGUAUGCGGAAUGAGUUUAAAAAACUUUAAAAUGUGUUCAGUUGAGCUCAGAGUGCUACACUUUUAUUGGUAGCUGAAUUAAAUUUUCCAAAAUAUAAAAGGACCCCUGAAAUCACUUGACGAAUGCAGUUUCUUGUCGUGUUUUGAAUUUCCUUUUACACAGGAAGUUCAGUCUGGAUAUAUCCUCCAUUUUUAAACGUAUAACCAAUAUCCUUUAGUUUACAUUAGUCAUCAACCAUGAUUUGCUGACAAGUGGAAAUAUUUUAUAUUUCUAUUUUUUUUUUUUUCAUUUAGUCUGCUCAUUUAACUUGCACCUCAAAAAGAUGUGCAUUUGUUUUGCUUUAUUGGUUGGAAUUAGGAGGAAGAACUCCUAGAGAUCUACUUAGCUGCAGAUUUCAGAAUUAUCAAGUGCUCCUGAAAAUCUUAGUUACCUGUUGGUGUUGGCUUGGUGUUGAAACUGCAGGAAGGUAGAUCUCCUGGAACAUUGGUUGGGCUCCCUGCUCUUUGAUUUGACACAUAUGUGUACAUGCCCACGGGUGCAGGAUGAGUCGUCAGUAUAUUUGGUUAGUUUGAAGAGAAAGUACAUUUUAAAUGUAUACAUCUUCUAAAAGAUUAAUGUUUAGGAGUACAAAACUACUUGACGUGGACAGAAAGUCUCAAAACUGUCAUUUAUGUGUCAUGGAGUCUUUAAUAAUGGAACUCAAGGGACUGGAGAUGUCUUCAACUUUGUGAUUGAGACGUGUUCCAAUUCAGCAGAAAUCUUGAGUUUUCCAUAAGCGCAGAUUCUGUAUGGGCCUGUGACACCUGUCUCUUUUCCCUCUCCACAUAGGUGCCAUCGCACCGGCCUGCACUCCUGUGAUCUGACAGUCUGUCACCUUGCUGUCAACCCAGUCCUCAGCUAGGGCUUGUCACCGGAGAGCCCGAGUCGUGACCUCUGAUCACGAGCCGUCCCCCCCUGUAGCACAAGAGCUUUGCUUUUAGAGCCACAUGUUGACUUGAUGUCCAGAUAGUAGGAUAGAUAUAAUAAAGAGAGGGAGAGAGAUAUGACAAAGUCAUUCACUGCUGUCAAAACAACAUGAAGCAUCAGCCCUGGGCAAAGCACCCCACCUGCUCGGUCACACUGCAUCUGACAGGCAAAGAGAACCCCUGGAGAUAAAUGACAUAUUUUAUUGGUAUCCCUCAGUCACUGAGUGAUCAACACCUUCCUGUAACAUGGAAGCAUUUUAACCCCACCACAACCACUGAACGAGGGACCAUUCUGACAGCGCUUGCUUACACCCUUUUCCAUCGAAAUGGUGCUUGUGUUAGAAGGAUGUGUGAAUGUCUUUUGCAACUGGCCCUCAUUUCCACUGACUUGAGAGCUUAACGAUAAUGUACCUAACUAUGUUACUAUGUAACCUGUCUACAUACAAACAGUGCUUCUACGUCUUUUAAGGUGCGAUCAUAUUUACCUUUGCCUAAUUUCACAGGCAAAAUCCAGUCAUUUCAGUAAGAAUUAGUGCAACUGGGAAAUGAUAGUGCUUUUGCUUUGAAAGUGACUUCUGUGUGAGGAGAACUUUUUGCCAAUGGAACUUUUUUUGCAUGCAGCCCCUCUGGGUCAAUCACAGAUAUGCAGGGAAUUGGUGGAAAUUUUGUUAAUGUGACCACACAUUUAGUCAUUUUUGAGAGCAUAUUUUACCAUUCAUAAAUUCAACAUCUUUAUCAUGAGCUGGCUAUGAUGUAAAGGAAGUCAUUUUAAAUAUUUGAAAUCUAUUAAGUAUUUAAAAAUAUUAAAUUUAUAAAACAAAACAACAACAACAACAAAUAUUUCAUUAUUUCAUACAUACCACAUUUCUAAAUUAAAGCAAUAAACCACAAGAGACCACACAUUACAUGAAGCAGAGUGCCUAAAACUCCUUUAACUGUGGUAAAAUUACUGUAAAGCACAGGCUUGAGUGCUUAUUGUGGAAAAUAAUAGCAACAGCAAUAUGAUUAAAUAUACAAAUUUAUAAUUAGUUCAGAAUAAACAUUUAUUAUGCAAAUACUAUUUUUUAACUUAAUGCAAUAAUCUGAGUGCAAGAGUGUUCAUAUUACAACGAAGUUAUCAGUUUUAUUAAAAUCAGUUCAUUUCAGAUUGACAGGGAAAUUACAGUUAUUAUAGGCUAAGUGUGACAAAAAUGACAUUAGCAUUUUUUAGUUUGAGAUUUAAGGGGCAGUUGUGGAGCCUAGAACCUCUUUUCUUUUCUUUUUCUUUUUUUUUUCCCAAAGGAAAUGUGUGGAUUGGGCCAGAUUGGACACCAGCACCCUGUCAGUGGAAAAAGGGGUAACUGUCAUAAACUGAGAGGGAACAGGCACAGAGCUGUUAAACCGACAUCUACACACUAAUAAUGUAGUAUUAUUUGGUCUCUUGGAGAGUUUUUGAGCUAGAAACAGCACCUGUACCACAGUUUUGAGAAUAUGUUAGACUGUGACAUGAGCCCAGUGGGGAGGUUCAUGUCGUUAACUGUUAACCAGCUGUCCGUCAGUCUUUAACAAUGGCUCAGUCAGGCAGGGUUACACCAGAACACAGAGCUCUUGGUAAUACAGACUCCCAAAACAGUGUUCCUACAUUGAUCACACUAACAUCCAAGUCAUGACGGAGCUGUGUUGUUUUUGUACUCUGUACUCUGACAGACAUUUUAAGAGGAAGUGAAGGGCAAUUUUACAUGUUUUACAUGUUUUAGUUUGACCAAUCUGAAGCAAGUUUUGGUUUGAUAUACAGAUUCUUGUAGGCAUGCCUUUGACUGUACGUUUAUUAACUAUGUUUGACCCAGCAGGGCAGCGUGGGCCAGCAUUCAGCAGAUGAGUGGAUGGAAACCAGUCUUCUAGAAGAAUCUCCACCUUAUCAUACAAGCAAGUUUCUUUAAGAAACACCCAGUGAUUUAGUUCAGCGUUGUGUUCAUUUCCUGUCAGGGUUUGUUGGGUUUUGAGAAAGUGGGCAGGGACAAAAUCAUCCUAGAAUGUAUGAGGCCUUCUUGAGUUAGACUAUCAUAAAAAUGGCAUUGUUGUGUGAUCGCACAGUAUUAGACAUUGUAUAUGAUUGAGAAUCAAACAUGGG
This is a messenger RNA of Cyprinus carpio (common carp), 12663 nucleotides long. RefSeq names its product adhesion G protein-coupled receptor L1a (gene adgrl1a). Gene Ontology annotation, cellular component: postsynaptic density; axon; presynaptic membrane. Lineage: Eukaryota; Metazoa; Chordata; Actinopteri; Cypriniformes; Cyprinidae. The transcript is spliced from 25 exons. The record is from RefSeq and is a predicted model, not a curated record. Gene Ontology annotation, molecular function: G protein-coupled receptor activity; carbohydrate binding; latrotoxin receptor activity. The coding region runs from base 485 to 5059 and encodes 1524 amino acids. Gene Ontology annotation, biological process: cell surface receptor signaling pathway; heterophilic cell-cell adhesion; adenylate cyclase-activating G protein-coupled receptor signaling pathway.